CACAUUCCUUCAGCCCUACUAGCGGGCGCCUACAAAAUGCUCUACUUCAUCCACAAUCCUAGCGACAACAUAAUAAUACGUACUAACAACCCCUUGAUCGUGCUUCAACACCAGAAAAGUGGCUGGCUCACCGCAACAUCCCUUGACGAACUGCUGUCCUUGCAUCCAGAAUGGCAACCCAAGCCCGAUCCCUGGAGCGCGCGGCGCCAGAAAGCCACUGAGCUUGUUUCGCGCGCGUGCGGCUCAGUCCUCGCUAGUCUCAGCCCUACACUUGCAUUUGCGCCAUCGUACACGCCGUCUGGGGCGGCAGCUAUGGUCGCGCUGCUAAACGAGGGCGCGCCGAACGACGCUCCAGUCCCAGCUGAGCGCGCGGGAGAAGCUCCGAUAGGCGGCGCCAGGAAUGGAAGCUCCUCUAGGAGUGCACCUGGAAUACGUCCUGAGGGCUCAGACCGCAAUUCAGCGCCGAAGAGAUGGAUGACGGCUUUGGAGUAUAGAUGGUAUCGAGAUCAGGGCUUGCGGACCCCGGAGACGGGUUGGCUGGUGUGCAAUGAGGGUGAACGUCCGUUCAGGUAUCGGCUGCUUUUCGGGGAAUGGGACCUCGACGAGAGCUCUGAGUAUCAGGUCGAGAGUUUGAGGGGUGCUUAGUCGAACACAGAACUUGGUGUGUGUCGAGUGGAUUUCUGCAUGGGCUGCAUGAUUUCCAUUAGCGAAACGUGCCAUCUUUCUCUCGAUAUCCGGUGAGCCUUGUGAGCCUAAGACGCUGUCGUUUAACGAGCAAGCGUCUUUCACUAUGCACUGGAUGAUGCUAUUUUUCUGACUGCCAUGCAUAUGCAGCAACUUGAGACGCGUCCAGACGAUGCUGCGGCCUGUUAGAUCUCGAGGAGUGUAUCCUAUGCUGUCUUGGCUUGAGGCUGGCUGAGCGGU
Molecule: messenger RNA, 924 nt
Organism: Boeremia exigua
Lineage: Eukaryota; Fungi; Ascomycota; Dothideomycetes; Pleosporales; Didymellaceae
Exons: 2
Coding region: 37-645 (202 amino acids)
Source: RefSeq, a predicted model, not a curated record